Crotalus tigris (Tiger rattlesnake) is the source of this 3727-nucleotide messenger RNA. RefSeq names its product ELOVL fatty acid elongase 5 (gene ELOVL5). Lineage: Eukaryota; Metazoa; Chordata; Lepidosauria; Squamata; Viperidae. Gene Ontology annotation, molecular function: fatty acid elongase activity. The transcript is spliced from 8 exons. The coding region runs from base 273 to 1160 and encodes 295 amino acids. The record is from RefSeq and is a predicted model, not a curated record. Gene Ontology annotation, biological process: fatty acid elongation, saturated fatty acid; sphingolipid biosynthetic process; fatty acid elongation, monounsaturated fatty acid. Gene Ontology annotation, cellular component: endoplasmic reticulum membrane; endoplasmic reticulum.
CCCACAAUUUAGCCGGAGCUCGCGCUCUCCUCGCCUUCCCCUUCUUCCUCUCCUCCAGCGGUGCCGGAGCCCGCUGCCGCUUAGACCCGCCCCUUCGCCCUUCCCCGCCGAUCUCUAUACAGCGUGACUGAGCCGCCGCUGCUGCCGCCUCCUUCGCUAUUGCCGGAAUCCGUUGCUCGCUGCCUUAAGUUGCCCGCGGAGGCCGAGGACGCGAGGAAGGUGAAGCGGAGUCUUGCCAAGCCCUUCGCGCAGGAGCCAGGCCAGGUGAUACAAUGGAAUCACUGGAUAAAACAAUCAAUAGCUACCUGGAUGUUUGGCUUGGGCCAAGAGAUCCCAGAGUAAAAGGAUGGCUUCUCUUGACGAACUACAGACCUACCUUUAUCUUCUCUGUCUUAUAUUUAUUAAUUAUAUGGCUAGGGCCAAAGUAUAUGCGGAACCGACAGCCGUUUUCAUGCAGGAGAAUUCUAGUGGUCUACAAUAUUGGACUUACUCUUCUGUCCUUCUAUAUGUUUUAUGAGCUGGUGACGGGCGUAUGGGAAGGAGGAUACAAUUUCUUCUGCCAGGAUACGCACAGUGGAGGUGAAGCUGAUAUGAAGAUUAUACGGGUCCUCUGGUGGUAUUACUUCUCAAAGCUCAUUGAAUUUAUGGAUACUUUCUUCUUUAUAUUACGAAAAAAUAACCACCAAAUCACCAUUCUUCAUGUGUACCACCAUACGACUAUGUUGAAUAUUUGGUGGUUUGUUAUGAACUGGGUGCCUUGUGGCCACUCGUAUUUUGGUGCCACUCUUAACAGUUUUAUUCAUGUCCUCAUGUAUUCCUACUAUGGACUAUCUGUUAUCCCAUCUAUGCGUCCAUAUCUCUGGUGGAAGAAAUACAUCACUCAGGGACAGCUGGUACAAUUUGUUCUGACAAUCAUCCAGACAACCUGUGGGGCCAUUUGGCCUUGCUCCUUCCCUAUGGGAUGGUUAUACUUCCAAAUUGGUUAUAUGAUCUCCUUGAUUAUCCUUUUCACAAAUUUCUAUGUCCAGACUUACAACAAAAAAGCAGCCUCCAGAAGGAAAGAAUAUCAGAAUGGAUCUGCAGCUGCUAUGAACGGGCACACAAAUAGCUUUUCUUCUUUUGGGAACAAUGUGAAGCAAAUAAAACAAAGAAAGGAUUGAAGACCAAACUGAAAAACUAUUCUGAUAUCCCAGGCAACAACAACAACAAAAUCUGAUUGUAAGCACAAUGUGUGUUGUGCACUGAUAACUCUUGACAGCUACUGUAACUAUUCCUGCCUAGAAUAGUGUCGAUUUUUGUAGGAUUUAACCAGUGCAAAACAUCCUAGAAACUGUCCAUAAGCUAAAGUUGAUGAUGUUGAUAAUCCUGGAGGAUCAUAGACUGAAGCAUAAAAUGUGGAAGGUGGUAUUAUUGUAGUAUGACAGACACUGCUGUUGCCUUACUAGUCAAUAUAAUAGGUGCUGAAUUAGGAUUCACGAUUCCAAAACUGUAAUUCAGGCUCAUAUUUUUAAUUGUAGAUAGUGCAUGUUACUGUAAUUUGUAUGACAAAAUUCAGUUCUUUUUUUUCUUUUCAGUAGUUUAAAACACACAUGCCUUAAAUCAAAAUAAAAGCAGGGCCUAAAAUCUAAUUACCAGUUUGAAAAUGUAUGGAACUGUUUCAUUCUAAGGGAGCAGCUUCUCAAGCGGCAUUUUAUGGCCCUGGUACAGAUACCAAACGGAGAAGCACAGGGUCAUUGAUGAAAAGUUCACAUACAUAGACAUGUGGGUCUCCCCACAUGUUCAAGCGUACAGCCUCAUUUCCUGUGGAGGGAUUAUAUUUCCAUACCGAUGAUAACGAUCUUCUUAAUGACCCUUUUUACAAAUGGCUAUUUUCAAGUCUAGAAUAUAAAAAUGUCUAUCUACCAUACAAGUGAUAACCCGGAAAGCUAGGGUAAAUCCCCUGUUAAACCCUUCACCCAUACCAAGUAUCAUUGGCGCAGUAUGUGUGCAGCCCGUUUUGAGAGAGGCAUCUCUUUCAGCCGAGGUGCAGCGUUGUUUAAUUCCUUUCGCAAAUCAAAAGAGAUGCAGUGGGCUGUCUGUGACGUGACGCUCAAAGGCGCUCACGCUUCUAUACUGUAUAUGCUCUGUUUGAAAUGACACCAGUGCUAAAAUAAUAAUAAUAAAAUAAAAUGGCCAUUUAGUUUGGUCAGGACUUGCUCUUUUUCUUGUUUUCUUGUAACAAGUCUGCAGCAGUACACCUUUUAAAAGUAUUUUUUUUUCCUCCAUUAACUUUUAAUAAGUCACAGAAACUUCGCAUUUGCUUUGGCAGUGUCUAGAAUGGGAUGCUGACUCUCUUAAGCAUUGCAGGAUGCUUGGGGAGGCUCGCCUGCUCUCUUUCUCCCACCCAACGUGUCCAGUGUUGCAUCCUGAAAAUGUGGCUGCUUCCUUUUAAAACGACAGGCAACAUCUCAGAUGAAACCAGCUGUGGGUUCUUCUCUUCCUGAUGAGGAAGGCACAGCUCGUUCAUCGCCAUGUCUUCCCCUCACUUUGAAAAAUCACAGAAUGAGUCUUCAGGUUGGGCCAUGGCGAGCCAAGGAAAGGGUUCUUGAUUAAAUUACGAAGCAGAUCUCUGAAAAUUGCAGAUGUUGAGCCUGACGGACAGCAUUGUUUCAACCACACUUCAACGCUAUUCCUGGGUAAAUUUGCCCCAUUUUUUCCUAGUUUUUGCCAAUCAGUUGUUAUUGCAACUUUAACAAAACUUUUGGGAUGAACCCUGGCUUCCCCCUUUCCUCUUCAGUAUUGAAGCCGGAGUAUACUUGAUAAUGAAUAGUGUAGGGCAGAGAAGGCUACGUCUGUAUAGGGAAACUUUUCUGCAAAGUGGGGGAUCUGCCCCAGUGCAAAUAGGAAUCCUUCCAUUCACACAAGCAACUCUUGGAUACAACUCAUUGACUUUAGAAAUGUGCCUCUAGUAAAUGUUUUCCAGUUUUUGCCUUUUUAGAGUGUUGCAUUAGCUCAUGUCAGACUAUAGUUAUAUGAAAAAUUCUUGGAACAAAAUGAGGUUUGUUUCCUUUCAUCCAUUUCUUCUCUGGUUCCUUGUGUCGUUGGACAUUUAUUUUGGAAAUGCUUGUUGAAAUCUCUGUUUGUUGUAAUUGUUUCCCUCCCACACACAAACCACACAGAGAUAUUUACAGUGUUGGUUGAUAAGCAGGUAUCUGUAAAGAAAUAUACUGUGUAAAAUGGUGGCGUUUUAAUCUGUUAACAUGCUAAUCUGUACUUUGUAUCAAGCCAUUCUCUCCAUCCUUGUCUGUCCAAGUUUAUAUAUUAAGAGUUUUAUGAUUUUAUAUUUAUACAGAUAUGAGUUUACUAUGUUCUCAUACAGCUAAUGUUUGAGACUAAUUAUUAGUCUUUGCAGAUUUGAUUUGUUUCUUCAGUCAAUUCCUCCCCAUCCCUGCCCCAUCUUGUUUCUGAAUGAGACAGCACUGAUUUACUUUGUGUGUGUGCCUCUAAGUGUGUGUGUGUGUGUGUCUCUGUGUGUGUUUAAUGUUCUCAAGACUUAUAUGUACAUGUCUUGGUUUCUAGUUAUUGAUUUGCAAAGUUUUCACAUAUUUCAUACAGCAGCUUUACCAUUCAAACAAAAUAUGCUGUCUAAAUAUGUGUGUGCUAAAAAUAAAAAAAAAACCUUAGCUUAUCAGAAAUACCUGCAUUGUUAUGUUUUGUGUUUAAUCAUUAAAUCAUUCUUGAUACCUGU